Molecule: messenger RNA, 770 nt
Organism: Photinus pyralis (common eastern firefly)
Lineage: Eukaryota; Metazoa; Arthropoda; Insecta; Coleoptera; Lampyridae
Exons: 4
Coding region: 127-717 (196 amino acids)
Source: RefSeq, a predicted model, not a curated record
UCAGUAAAUAAUGAAGCAGAACUUGAUAUAUCAAUUUUCAAAGAGAAGCUUAAUGGACCUAUUGUGAUUAAGAGUAUAUAUUCCGCACAAGAAGCUUAUAUAAAGUUCAGUUACUAGGACGCAACGAUGAACAUUCUUAAAAUUAAGAAUGUCACACAUCCUCUGUUUUUAAUUACUGUUUUGUGUUUAAUGUGGAUUCAUUGUCAAAAAAUAGAGUUUCCCGAAUGGGACACAAAACGAGAUGUACAAUAUUUUGAUACGUUUAUGGAGAAGCCACUGUGCGCUAUUAACUCAGUUAAUACCUGCGAGGAUGAACGAAAUGUAGCUUUUUUUAAUUGGUUAUUCAAAAAUCGCAAAGAAAACAGUAUGACCACACAACCUUUCUCCACAAACAAAUUCAGCAAAUCUAUCCGAACAGUUCCAUUAUUCCAAAAAAAGGGUCUUUCUUGUGCAUGUAAAGGAGAGCCGGAGAUGAAAUACCUUGGAAUAAUGUAUUUCCCUAGACAACUACCAACGAUAAAAUGUAAACCAAGCAGUUGCCUAGGCGGUCCUUAUCAAUGCCGCCCUAAGGAAUAUAAGGUGCACGUAUUGAAACAAAAGCAAGCUGAAGAUUUAGAUGUUUCCGACGCAACUUGUUCGUCUACUCCACACAGUGUGAGAGAUUUCUUCAUUCCAGAGGAGAUUACAAUAACAGUUGCUUGUGAAUGCGCACCGUAAGAUUAAUAUAACCUGCAUCGUUAUCUACAAAAAAUUAAAGAAUUAUAGCUACA